Molecule: messenger RNA, 1415 nt
Organism: Sinocyclocheilus anshuiensis
Lineage: Eukaryota; Metazoa; Chordata; Actinopteri; Cypriniformes; Cyprinidae
Product: DNA-directed RNA polymerase II subunit RPB7-like
Exons: 8
Coding region: 131-649 (172 amino acids)
Biological process (GO): nuclear-transcribed mRNA catabolic process; transcription initiation at RNA polymerase II promoter; positive regulation of translational initiation
Cellular component (GO): P-body; RNA polymerase II, core complex
Molecular function (GO): translation initiation factor binding; single-stranded DNA binding; single-stranded RNA binding
Source: RefSeq, a predicted model, not a curated record
AAAGUCGCCGGAAACACUCUUGUAGCUGUUUUCGUGCUUUUGAGUGGCGGCGCCUGAAUACGCAAAAAUCAAUACUUGCGGCUUUUUAAAUUUAAAAUCAAGACUUUUGGAAGAUAAAAACUCUUAAGAGAUGUUUUAUCACAUCUCUUUGGAGCAUGAGAUUCUCCUCCACCCACGAUACUUUGGACCAAACCUUUUGAACACAGUCAAACAGAAGCUGUUCACUGAGGUGGAGGGAACAUGUACGGGGAAGUAUGGCUUUGUUAUUGCAGUAACCACAAUCGAUAAUAUUGGAGCAGGUGUUAUCCAGCCGGGCAGAGGUUUUGUGCUGUAUCCCGUCAAAUACAAGGCCAUCGUGUUCCGUCCCUUCAAGGGAGAAGUUGUGGAUGCUGUCGUCACCCAGGUUAACAAAGUUGGACUCUUUACAGAAAUUGGCCCCAUGUCUUGUUUCAUUUCUCGUCAUUCUAUUCCCUCUGAGAUGGAGUUUGACCCAAACUCAAAUCCUCCAUGCUAUAAGACAGUCGAUGAGGACAUUGUGAUCCAACAAGAUGAUGAAAUUCGACUGAAGAUUGUGGGAACUCGAGUGGAUAAGAAUGAUAUUUUUGCCAUUGGAUCUCUCAUGGAUGACUACCUGGGUCUUGUGAGCUGAUUCUUCUGCCAAGAAUAUGGGAAAUAUGAAAUGCUGUGGUGAUGCUAAAUAGUUUAUGUAUAUACUGUAAUUAUUUCCCCAUUCAUCUGAAGUUGUCUUUGUUCUUUCUCUUUUUUUAUUGUCAUUUUUAUCCCCAUGUUAGAAUAUCCAAGUCCGUCAAGUCACAUGGGAACGAAAUGUAGCUCAGAAGUGGCUCUACGUGAUGGAAAGACUUUGAACUGUUUAAUUUAAAGUGAGGCAGCAGAGAAAAGGGUAAAUAUCGUCAGUUGGGCUCUUCUGAAAGACCCUGUGAGCAAAGCCAGUUCACAAGCAUGUUAUUAGAAGGUAAAAGUAAUCAUUCAUCACAUUGCUUUUAGAGUUAUUCAUCUCUUUAUUAUAUAAGGUAAUUUUUAAAGCUAUUUUUCUAAAUGCCAGCCAGCCUGUACUUGAAUAUAUUUCUCUUUUAUAAUAUAGCGCUCACAAAAUUUUGAAACGUGUCUUCGUCUGGUUUUCUUGUUUUAGUUAUUGCUUGUUCUGAGAUCCUUUUGUAAGAAAGGCUUAAUAUAUAGUACACACAGUGAGCAUUGCUUAUUUUUGCUAAUAUUUUGAUAUUGGCACCCCAGUACUCUAAAAACAAUAUCAUCACUGCAACAGCUUUGGCAGCAAAUGUUUGUAAUUGAAACUUCCUUUCAUGCCAGUCACACAGUAGCUCACUGCCUACUGAAACAUUUAAAGGAAUAGUUCACCCCAAAAAUGAACAUUUGCAGAAAAUGUACUCACCAUCAGG